UGAUGAUACUUAUAAUGAUAAAAACCAUGUCAAUAGCGAAUCACUAUUUUUAACACGUUUAGUACAUUAAAAUCAGUUAGCUUAACAGAAUAAAUUGUUGCGCUUUAUUUAAAAAAAAAUAAUAAAAAUGAAAGUGCCCAAAAUAUUAAAGUCAGUGAGGUAUACAUUAGCUGGCGUGAAUACUAUUUAUUGGCUAACGGGAGUCCUACUUUUAAUCGUCGGAAUAGUUGCGGUUGUGGAGUAUUCAUACUACAAUACAUUGCUGACUAGACGGUUUAUUACACUGCCAGGAUUUGUCAUUGCUACUGGGGUGAUCAUAAUCCUGACGUCAGUACUAGGAUUUUAUGGGGCUGUUUCUGAAAACUUCUAUUUUAUUGCUGCGUAUGUAGUACUUUUGCUAACGACUUUGGUGUUCGAGAUCGUAAUGACGGUUGUAGCAUUCGGAUUAAAAAAUGAUGCUGUUUCGGAAAUCCGAGCUCCGAUGAUACAGAGCGUGCAGUUUUACGAAACACGGCGAGACAUCGCUAAACUAUGGGACGAUUUGCAAAUGGAAUUCGAAUGUUGCGGUGUGGCUGGUCGCCACGACUGGGCGCGCGACCGCAUCCCGGUCAGCUGCUGCCACAUUGAUUAUGGCACGGUCUCGCCGUUCGUCUGCACUACCGCCAACUCUUACCUCGUUGGCUGCGCGAGCGUCCUCGGCGAAUGGUUGAGUUACUACGCAUAUGUCAUUGGUGUUGUCGCAGCAAUAGUUACCGGUGUGCAGCUGCUGAUCACUGUCGCAUCUGGCUGGUUGGCGUGGAGGUCGAAGUACGAGGAAGUCGAAUUGGAGUCUUAGAUUAAGCCAGUUAGAGUAAUGUUUUAAGCACCUUAGUUAAAUUAGGAUUACAAUGGUCAGUG
Papilio machaon (common yellow swallowtail) is the source of this 897-nucleotide messenger RNA. RefSeq names its product leukocyte surface antigen CD53. NCBI's taxonomy places the organism in Eukaryota, Metazoa, Arthropoda, Insecta, Lepidoptera, Papilionidae. Bases 128 to 835 code for a protein of 235 amino acids. Gene Ontology annotation, cellular component: membrane. The transcript is spliced from 5 exons. The record is from RefSeq and is a predicted model, not a curated record.